AGCUGCAAUCUGCUAUCGAUACUUAGAAAUUCCACCUUGCAUUUUGUUUCCUUUGCGGAGUUUUGCUAUAAUUAAUUGUUUUUAUUGCUUUCAACUAUAGUUAUUAACGUAAUGGUGGUGUCCAAGUGGUCAAAUGGUUGUCAUUGCAGCCCCCUGCCCUGCAAUUGCUGGUAUCGCAAAUUACACACAAAUUUAAACGCGGUAGCGAAAUCCAACCCGGCGCCCGUCGCCAGGCCGCUGCAGCCGCAGCACUUGUUGCUCUCGUCCAUGACCAUGCUUCGACAGCAAUUAGCAGCGACUGCCGCACAGCGCCUUGGCAUAGUCGAGGUACGACAUCCAAUAAUGCGGUCAACAGAGCGCGGAUCUGAUUGCUGCUGGACUGGACGGGGACUGCGACUGGGACUCGUUUGUGCCAGCAGCAGCCAGCUAACAGGAGUUUUGGCUAUGUGCCGGACGCUGCAACUGGAGGUUGCAAUGCCUGGCUGUGCCCGCCCACUUCUGUCGCAGUGGGAAACAUUUGUCUUUAUUUUUGCAUAACCAACGCCACCGCC
Messenger RNA from Drosophila obscura, 551 nucleotides. RefSeq lists its product as uncharacterized. Lineage: Eukaryota; Metazoa; Arthropoda; Insecta; Diptera; Drosophilidae. The record is from RefSeq and is a predicted model, not a curated record. The transcript is spliced from 2 exons. Bases 112 to 537 code for a protein of 141 amino acids.